AUGGACGUGGAUGCUGCUAUGAAUUUAUACUGCUUGGGCCUCACCCUGGUUCUACAAGAGUCAACCGGUGUUUUUCCCUCCAUUUCAGCGAUAAUCAUUGGUGCUCUCCUGGGAGUCUGCCUGACUCAGGCCCUGGCCGACGAUUCGGUCAAUGAAAACAACGAAGGAAACAAUGGUGGAAACAGCCACCAGAACGUGAACGUCAGCAACCAAGACCACACUGCCGAUAUCAACAGCUACAAUGGUUGGAAGGUUUGGGAUGCAGUCUGGGACUACAGCAAGGAACUUUUUGCUACCAGGCUGUUCAACAAGAGGGCUUACAUUGUUGCAAAGAUGAAUAAAGAUGCAUUCCCAAGUCUGGAGAAACUCAGCAAGUUCAAGGACCAGAAGAAAUACACCAUUUCAGACGUUCCAUUGUUUGAUUUCAAGUCUGGCCUCCAACUGUUAAAUAAAGUGCUUUCAUGA
Molecule: messenger RNA, 465 nt
Organism: Caretta caretta (loggerhead turtle)
Lineage: Eukaryota; Metazoa; Chordata; Testudines; Cheloniidae
Source: RefSeq, a predicted model, not a curated record